CAUUUUGCUCUUCGACUAUAUCGAGAGACUCUACGUAUGGUCAACAAUCUCUCUCCCCCCCCCUUCGGGGCAAGAUCCGACAAAAGUAACGUGCGCAGGGCUAGUUUUCACAUGUGUUUCACAUCUCGAGCAGUCCAGCUCAUUGAGAAAUGUCAGUUUUAGUUUUUUUCGUAAUUGCGAAGAGAAUAUCCGAAUGUAGGUAGUACUAUACUAUGUAUGCUCUAAAUAAGUUUGCAGAUGACCUAUAACUACUAAUCUCUGGUAUACGCGCAACCUCCGCUAUCCUCUUCCAAAUCGUCACAGACGUUACACACUUAAACAUUUGGACACAGGCAAGGAAGUAUAUGUAUGUAUAGGGAUACAGGAGAGAAUCCUCAACGAUAAGAUGAAGUACUGUUACUUUAUCUUUUACUGCCUCUGUCGAGAAGUACUUAUGACAAAAAAUGACAUUGAUGAGAUUAUUCCUUCGAAGACUCUUGUUUGGGGGCCUGGUCUACAUCCACAAGCAAUUGUGAUGCGUGCUCGUUACAUAUUUCUACAAUUGCGGGAUAAAAACGAACAAAACAUCGCUGUGUCUGCUGAAGAAGGAAUUAUAUCAGUGUUGAUGGUAGGACAAACACUUGUUGGAAGUCCAUGUCGCAUCUGGAAACAAAUUUUGAAUCGGAAGGACGGAAGUUUCAUUAUUCGUUACAGACUCUAUGAAACAUGUGUCAAUCUUGAAAUUGUUAUCAAAGUGAAAAAUGAACAUUUGCCAAUGUCACCAUUAUUUUUUAAGGGUCCAGUAUAUGAGGAAGAAUGUUAUUGUCCAUAUGAAAAUCUAUCCGACUGGUUAGAGAGUUACAAAUGUCCACAAAAUUAUAGUCAAAUACAGUCGGAUCUUGAGCCAUUCACAAACAUAGAUUUCAACAUUAUUCGGAAUGAUAUUAUCAAAGAAUUUAACCACCCAAACAGUGUCAGUAUUUGUCACUAUAUCAUCCGAUCAAAUAAGGUCUACAGAUACUGCUAUGGACAGCACGUGGGAUUCAAGAUAUUCAUGGAUGCCAUUUUACUGUCUCUGGCACGAAAAGUCAGACUACCGGACAUAGAAUUGUUCGUCAACUUGGGAGAUUGGCCUCUAGUUUCAAACACCGCGACAGUAUAUCCCAUAUUCUCUUGGUGUGGCUCCGAUGAUACUAAAGACAUUGUGAUGCCCACUUAUGAUAUCACAGAAUCAUCGCUCGAAAAUAUGGGAAGGGUCAUGUUAGACACGCUAUCUGUUCAAGGAAAUACCAAGUUAUCAUGGAGUAGUAAAAUAGAAAAGCUCUUUUGGCGAGGACGUGACUCCUGCAGAGAACGCUUAGAUUUGAUAGACAUCUCGCGAAAAUAUCCCGAUUUGAUCAAUGCAUCCAUAACAAAUUUUUUUUUCUUCAAAAGUGAAAUGGAUAAGUAUGGACCGAAACAGAAUCACACGUCUUUAUUUAACUUCUUUGAUUAUAAAUAUCAGUUGAAUAUUGACGGCACCGUAGCAUCUUAUAGAUUCCCUUAUCUUCUGGCCGGAGAUUCAUUGGUAUUCAAGCAGGAGUCUAAAUACUACGAAUUCUUCUACAAGCAGCUCAAGCCUUAUGGUCAUUACAUUCCUAUUAAACGUGAUCUAACAGAUAUUGUAGAGAAGAUCAGAUGGGCCAAGAAACAUGAUGAUGUAGCGUACAAGAUAUCCCGGGCUGGCCAAUUCUUUGCUAGAGAAAACUUGAUGCCUCAAAACAUAUUUUGUUACCACGCCAUUCUAAUCAAGGAAUGGAGUAGCAGGUUGAAAAAUAAGGUGGUUGUACUUGAUGGCAUGGAGGAGGUCCCGCAACCCCAAAAUUCCUGCAAAUGCCGACCUUCUGACAGCAAUGGUAAGAGAGUUAGAGAAGAACUCUAACAUGGGUGAGCAUCUUCCGAUCAGAAUUUUCACAAGUCCAUUGGCUGACAAGUUUUCCAAUUUGAUACCCACCUCUGAAAUCUAGGCAUACCUUGCUGCUGAACAAAGACUGAAAAUUGCUCGAAGCAAUACAAUUAUCGUGAGGUACUGAUGUACAUAGAUAUGGCUUACUUUUUUCUUUUAUGUUUUAUUAAGAAUUUAAUUGCUACAAAUUGAGAAUAGUAUAGUUUUUUUCACACUGUACUACAUGAAAUUGGAUAUUAAUCACACUAUACAUAGCGUACGUUAAACCAUGA
Athalia rosae (coleseed sawfly) is the source of this 2196-nucleotide messenger RNA. Its product is annotated as protein O-glucosyltransferase 2-like. NCBI's taxonomy places the organism in Eukaryota, Metazoa, Arthropoda, Insecta, Hymenoptera, Athaliidae. The record is from RefSeq and is a predicted model, not a curated record. The transcript has 7 exons. Gene Ontology annotation, molecular function: glucosyltransferase activity. Gene Ontology annotation, cellular component: endomembrane system. The coding region runs from base 386 to 1900 and encodes 504 amino acids.